UCUUUUCUUUCUCAGUCUGCUCUUUGGUCACUGAAAAAAAAAAAAAAAAAAACCGCAGCAGAAGCUUCCAAAAACACCUCGUGUAACACUCUUGCUCUUGUCUUGUGGUGUUCAUUGCAUUGAGAAGCUUCGUGAGUUUGGCUUAGAUUCAACCCACAUUGUCUUCGUUGCCGAGAUGGUUGCAAAGGAAUUCACUGUUGAUUUGAAUAAACCCCUUGUCUUCCAGGUUGGUCACCUUGGAGAAACUUAUCAGGAGUGGGUUCACCAGCCUAUUGCGAGCAAGGAAGGUCCUCGAUUUUUUGAGAGUGAUUUUUGGGAGUUCUUUACCCGCACUGUCUGGUGGGCAAUUCCAACCAUAUGGCUGCCAGUCGUAUGCUGGUGCAUCACAAUGUCUCUACAUAUGGGGCACACACUUCCCCAAAUAGCUUUAAUGGUUGGUUUUGGUAUUUUUGUGUGGACAUUUCUGGAAUACACUUUGCACCGUUUCCUUUUCCACAUUGAAACAAAGAGUUAUUGGGGAAACACUAUACACUAUCUUCUUCAUGGCUGCCACCACAAGCACCCUAUGGAUGGCCUACGACUUGUUUUUCCACCUGCUGCAACUGCUGUACUAUGCAUACCAUUUUGGAACCUGGUUAAACUUUUAGCCACUCCCUCCACUACUCCUGCUUUGUUCGGAGGUGGUUUGCUUGGGUAUGUUAUGUACGAUGUCACCCACUACUACCUACACCAUGGUCAGCCCACCAAACAAGUUCCUAAAUGCCUUAAGAAAUAUCACUUGAACCAUCACUUUAGGAUUCAAAAUAAGGGCUUUGGGAUCACUUCAGCGUUUUGGGACAGAGUUUUUGGAACCCUUCCUCAAACGAAAGCAGCUGAGAAGACCAGAUAAUUUAGUUGGCAAGAACAGCAAACAUUGAUUGGUUACAACCUGUGAGGUCCAGGUCCGGAUUGAGGGUUUAAACAAUUUUUUCGUGUGCUUCCAUUUAUUCUGUAGCAUGUUGCUCUAGUCUGGAUGAAGUCUUGUGGGGUUGGCAUCUCAUCUCAUGGAUGGUAUCCUAUCUCUAUACAUUGAGUUGUUUGUGUAAAUGAAUUAAUUGAGUAGUGUUCCCAUUGUUUUCAAUUGUUUAUGGACCGUAGCUUCAACAAAACAAAACCUCUUUCUUUAUUUCACUUUGAAUUUCCCAAUUAUUUUGUAGGAAAAUGAUUGUGCUUUUAAAAAAUCAUUGCUAUUACACUUCUUAUAGGCUACUGGUCGCUGGGAAAUGAUUUGGCAAGAGGUUUU
Durio zibethinus is the source of this 1282-nucleotide messenger RNA. RefSeq names its product dihydroceramide fatty acyl 2-hydroxylase FAH1-like. NCBI's taxonomy places the organism in Eukaryota, Viridiplantae, Streptophyta, Magnoliopsida, Malvales, Malvaceae. Gene Ontology annotation, molecular function: fatty acid 2-hydroxylase activity; iron ion binding. Gene Ontology annotation, biological process: fatty acid metabolic process; lipid biosynthetic process. The record is from RefSeq and is a predicted model, not a curated record. Gene Ontology annotation, cellular component: endoplasmic reticulum; membrane.